Molecule: messenger RNA, 2700 nt
Organism: Sycon ciliatum
Lineage: Eukaryota; Metazoa; Porifera; Calcarea; Leucosolenida; Sycettidae
Product: bifunctional albaflavenone monooxygenase/terpene synthase-like
Exons: 3
Coding region: 222-2042 (606 amino acids)
Molecular function (GO): heme binding; oxidoreductase activity, acting on paired donors, with incorporation or reduction of molecular oxygen; monooxygenase activity
Source: RefSeq, a predicted model, not a curated record
UUCUCGCCAAUGCGGCAAUAGCUUUGGCAACUAACUUUUAUCCAGGCUAUGGCCUUUUCAGCUAGGCACUUGCAGUGCACUGACCAUGGACUACUGUCUAACGGUAUGGAUACACUAACUCACUGACUAAGCCGCGACUAAGCGCUCGUGGACUCUUCUUUUCUUUCCGAAUAAUUGAAAAUAUGUUUGAAUGACUCCUACCAAAUUUUGAGGAUUGUGAAAUGAACGAGUUGCUGCUCACCUUCGCCUUGAUCGUCCUCUCGCUGAUACUUUCGCUCAUCUACUCAUGGAAGUCACGUAGAGCCACCGGCAGCCAGCCAAGUAGCGAUGGAGUUGACGGUGGCGAAGCUCAGGACAUUCCUGCCCUUCCGGAGCGGCGGACCCUACUUGGCGGACACAUUGCCUGGAUAAAAGAACAGAUCAAAAGGAAAGGCGGACUGCGAUUCGCUGGCCAUCUGGUGGCGCACGAGAAACACCGCUUGCCGGUAUUUGCGUUGCACUUCGGCCCGUACGGCUUUGCCGAGCGUGCAUGCGUCGUGGCGGACGCUACGCUGGCAGCGAAGCUGUGCGCCAACGAUGCUGUCGGGGUGAGCUCACAGAUCUGUGACGUGGUGAACUACAUGAUCGGCGCUGGGACCGUGUUCACGCAGAAUGGCGAGGCAUGGAUCAAGCACAGAAAUCUACUGGGCAACAUCUUCACCGAUGAGCACAGUACAUUCAGCGUGGACACUGUAGCACAGGUCACAGCCAGUGAAAUUCAGCGCUUCGUUGAAUCGAAGACAGUGAGCGAUAACGCAGCUGACGGAGAUGGAGCUGCGGCGGCAGCAAAGAGCCGCAGUCCAACACUCCAGCGAGUGGAGGUGUGUGAAGUCGUUGAACGCUUAGCCAUGGCGGCGCUGGCGCAAGUGUGCUUUGGCGUUGACAUGACAACCGAUCACCAUGAUUUUGAGCCAAUCCUGACGCGGUUCAUACGCUGUUUCAACAAACUGGCCAUCACACCAUCACUAACGCUAUGGAAACUAACCAACUUGCUCGAGUCGAGAAACUACUCGUCCGCCAAGGAAGACAUGCUGAAAACGCUGUCUGACCUCGUCGCCGAAAGAGAACAGAAAGGCUUGGAGUCGGGCGAGGAUCUGCUGUCCUUGCUGUUACGUGUGGAGCAUGACGGGUACGAUCGCAUGACCAUUGACGGGGUUAAGGACAACGGCAAUCGACCCGCUCGCAAGUCCAAGGCGCCGGAGGUGGUGCGAUUCAGCCGCCAAGAAGCGCUGGAACAGGCUCUCAUGAUGUUCGUAGUCAGCCACAACACUAUAUCCUGCACGCUAUCAUGGCUCUUCUAUUACCUAGCAAAAGAUCCCAAUCUUCAGUACCUGGUCUACAAGGAAGUCUCGUCGGUUCUCGUUGACAGCGAGCAGCAGCCGACCGUCAGUGCGUGCCGUGACCUGACCUUCACCAAGAUGGUUGUUCUGGAAACGCUGCGCUUGCGUCCUGCUGCACCGCUUCUCGUACGGAGUGUGAACAGUGAUGUCGUUGUCGGAGGCUACCGUUUCCUGAAGGGUGAUCACAUCUUGAUGAGUUCGUAUCUAGUACACCGGGACGGGCAGCACUGGCAGGAGCCAGAGCAGUUCGACGUCAGCCGCUGGACCAGCAUCGGCACGGAAGGAUACGCACCACGCAGUGCCUCGCAUAGCAGCUUCACGGUCAGCAGCAGUCAAAGCCGUCGCGCCGGCAGCUCUGGCAGCAGCGGCAGCACGAGCAGUGGCAGUGGCGUAGACCUGAGCGACGUGGCAGCCUACCUGUCGUUUGGCACUGGCGACAGAAUGUGUCCAGCAUAUGCCAACGCCAUGAACCAGAUACUGGCCAUCACGUCCGUCUGGAUCAGGAAGUGGCGCAUGUACCUGGCCGAGAAGACACUCUCCGAACAGGUCAGCUUCACCUACAGCCCUGGACACGUGUACAUUCACUUAGAGCCUCGUGACAUCACAGAGGAGUUCCAGAAGCCCACUCUCCCACCUGGUCCUCGGCGCUUCGUGAUCUCGUGAAGAAUUGCCGGCCAAUUUUGAUUAUAGCCGAAGGAAUACUUUUGAAGUUGUUAAAAGGAUUCUUUUGAUAAUCUACCGGAAUUUCAUUUGCCACGUUUUCCCUGAAACAGUAGUACCGCAAGCACUGAUAUACAUACACCCCUCAGCAAAUGUUUGUGUUUUUUGUUGUUUUUAUUCGUUUUAGAUCAGUGUAGAAGCUGUUCCGGGGCUGUUUUGUUCGGACCUGUUGGCCCUGUUGGCCAUGUAUACCUACUGUAGGACUGGUAUAAUAUUUGCAUCCCUCAAGUUAAGGCAAACAACACCUGGCACAGCUUGGCCCGUCCGUAUGUAUACUGCGAUAGCAAAGUUGUAUACUGGUGUUUUAGCGUGGACUAUCUGAUCAUUGCUGGCAGUGAACACAAUCACAAGUUAUCUAUAGUUUUUUUGCGUUUAUAUACUCUUCUCUUCACAAGUUUGAAGGAAAGACACAAACUCUUCUCUAGUGCAAUAUUUUUCUGACCAUGUUCAAGUUGAUACCGUCUUCCUUGGUGCCGGAAGGAUUAUUUUACAAGCUAUUGAUGUGAGGCUUUAUCUAAAAUGCCAUUGGCGUUCCUGGUGUUUUCUUUGAAUACUUGACGUGGUGGAACUGAAUUUUACGGCCUUCCCAGUAUACCGACUA